This is a messenger RNA of Ylistrum balloti, 1623 nucleotides long. RefSeq lists its product as uncharacterized. Bases 1 to 1623 code for a protein of 540 amino acids. Gene Ontology annotation, cellular component: cornified envelope; cytoplasm. The record is from RefSeq and is a predicted model, not a curated record. The transcript is spliced from 5 exons. Lineage: Eukaryota; Metazoa; Mollusca; Bivalvia; Pectinida; Pectinidae.
AUGCUAUUUAUGCAACACUUCUUCCUCAAACACAUUAGAAUACAGUACAGACCAGUGGUAAAUCUACACAUUGUGAUACAGUACAGACCAGUGGUAAAUCUACACAUUACCAUACAGUACAGACCAGUGGUAAAUCCACACCUAACCAUACAGUACAGACCAGUGGUAAAUCUACACAUUAUGAUACAGUACAGACCAGUGGUAAAUCUACACAUUACCAUACAGUACAGACCAGUGGUAAAUCUACACAUUGUGAUACAGUACAGACCAGUGGUAAAUCUACACAUUACCAUACAGUACAGACCAGUGGUAAAUCUACACAUUGUGAUACAGUACAGGCCAGUGGUAAAUCUACACAUUACCAUACAGUACAGACCAGUGGUAAAUCCACACCUAACCAUACAGUACAGACCAGUGGUAAAUCUACACAUUAUGAUACAGUACAGACCAGUGGUAAAUCUACAAAUUACCAUACAGUACAGACCAGUGGUAAAUCCACACAUUAUGAUACAGUACAGACCAGUGGUAAAUCUACACAAUGUGAUACAGUACAGACCAGUGGUAAAUCUACACAUUACCAUACAGUACAGACCAGUUGUUAAUCUACACAUCACCAUACAGUACAGACCAGUGGUAAAUCUACACAUUACCAUACAGUACAGACCAGUGGUAAAUCUACACAUUACCAUACAGUACAGACCAGUGGUAAAUCCACACCUAACCAUACAGUACAGACCAGUGGUAAAUCUACACAUUAUGAUACAGUACAGACCAGUGGUAAAUCUACAAAUUACCAUACAGUACAGAACAGUGGUAAAUCCACACAUUAUGAUACAGUACAGACCAGUGGUAAAUCUACACAAUGUGAUACAGUACAGACCAGUGGUAAAUCUACACAUUACCAUACAGUACAGACCAGUGGUAAAUCUAAACAUUACCAUACAGUACACACCAGUGGUAAAUCUACACAUUACCAUACAGUAUAGACAAGUGGUAAAUCUACACAUUACCAUACAGUACAGACCAGUGGUAAAUCUAAACAUUACCAUACAGUACAGACCAGUGGUAAAUCUACACAUUACCAUACAGUACAGACCAGUUCCACACAUUAUGAUACAGUACAGACCAGUGGUAAAUCUACACAUUACCAUACAGUACAAACCAAUGGUAAAUCCACACAUUACCAUACAGUACAGACCAGUGGUAAAUCCACACAUUAUGAUACAGUACAGACCAGUGGUAAAUCUACAUAUUACCAUAAAGUACAGAACAGUGGUAAAUCCACACAUUACCAUACAGUACAGACCAGUGGUAAAUCUACACAUAACCAUACAGUACAGACCAGUGAUAAAUCUACACAUUACCAUACAGUACAGACCAGUGGUAAAUCCACACAUUAUGAUACAGUACAGACCAGUGGUAAAUCUACACAUUACCAUACAGUACAGACUAGUGAUCAGUCCCACAAUCAAAUGGGCUCAACUAGGGACCAAGGGCACCCUACAUAUGCAAUUUGAGAAAAUUCCGUCCAGUGCUUCUCAAGAAAUGGUGAUAACAAUAAUUGUUUACGGACGUUGGACGGAUGACGGACAGAUGACAGACCACAGAGGCAGAGUGAUUUGA